GGUUGCCAAGGAUGGAUAUCUGUGACGUCUGAGCGUCGCUGGUGGACGAGCAGGGCAUACUCUUGCACCCCAUCGACAGCAAAGAGAUGCCUUCGUUCAUCGGCGGCAGCUGUGGGGCCAUAGCUGUUGAAGGGCCGUUCUGAUGGCCGAACGACACUGCCCAAGCAGAGAGGAGGUGAAGCAGACUGAGAGGGGAAUGAAACACCCACAAGGGCGGCCGCACCCGAACAAGUUGUGCGCUCUCUUUGUUUAUUGAUCAUGAUUUCAGGAGCGUGUAGAUGGCAUGUUGGUUGGUGACGGUGAUGGCACUGAAGACCCACCGCAGCAAAAUGGACAGCAGGUGCGCGUGUGAUGCACUCACGCACAGCCGGCAUUGCAGCCAGGACAGGUGCUUGUCCAUGUCUGACUGAUUUGUCGUGUCUGCCACAGGCUGCUGGUUCAGCGUCCAUGACCGUCGGCGAGGAGGGUGCCCUCAGCAUGGGGCUCUUGCACGACGUCAUAGAUAGAGUGGUGAGCAUCAGCACAAGUGCACCCGGCCGUGUGUGGCCAAUCUCAAUGUGCGACGCUUUUGCUUCUCUGCAGCCUGGUCUCGUUGUUCGCUUCAUCGCCUUCCCCCCGCUCCACCUGGUGAUGCAGCUGUCGUGCCACACACGACAAGAGGCAGCCCCGCACCACAGCCACCUCACCAUCAGCGCGGCCACGGCGGCCGAGCGGUCUUUCUGGCGACGACUGCCCCUCACGCUCAUCCAGGACCUGGCGGCAUGGCUCACACAGCUGACGGCCAUCACCCUCCGCUGCCCAGUCCAGAUCGCUGGCUGGUGCCUCGACGUUAUGGUGACGAUCGUUGAGGGGCACGCCGAGGCGCGACGGGCCAGGGGGAUGCACCGAGGGACGCUCACCAGCAUCAGCAUAUUCCCUGACGUCCAAUUGGCACACAGACAGCGAAGCGCCCUCCGCCAAACCACUCUGGACCGUCCCCCGCCCUUUGUCACACGGCCGACCCUCGACGCCCUCGCAUCCAUCACUGGCCUGCAGGACGUCCAUGAGUAUUCGGUGGCCGAGAGAGGGUGGGACAUGCCCUCCUUGGCUGUAGUGGAGCAGGAGGGCUGGAACGGCGACACAUUGGGGCGAUUCAUCGUCUCGUCCCGGUGUCUGAAGCGUGUGAGUGGACGACUCCUCCGGCGCCCCUGGGUGGAAGCCUUCAAGGGCAUGCCGGUGGCCGCAUGGGGCGAGGCAGGCCCACUGAGCCAGCUGGAGGCCAUCGGCACCAUCGAGAUCACUGGCUCCAUUCAGCAACAUCUAGACCAACUCCAGCUAGGAUCACCCGGAAACACCCAAAGCAGAGCUUUGCAUACACAUCUUGUACGCAGGCGACGCUGACAUCGCGUGGCUGCCGGAAGCGAAUCAAGCAGCUCGACCUCAGCAUGUCGUAUCUUUGCACCGUGGACCAGUUCAGCAUACCCCAUCUGCGCACCAUUGACCGGUUCGUAGCUGCCUGCUGCGCGUCGCCCGACAUCCCAGUCACGUGUUCCAGCCCAUGGGCGAGAUUCAACCCGAUGAUCCUGUGCCACGACGGCUUUCCCGCCCAUCCGUCCCCCGCCCUCACCUCCGUCAUGAAGCAGAUGGCCAAGCAGGCACACGAUGUGCGGUUCGACCUCACCACGGCCUCAUCCCUCACACCCGCCCCCAAGCAGUCAGCGAUCGACCUGGCCGGGCAGCUGUCCUUCGACAACGCCAAGAGAGUGACGUUCAACAGCACCCAUGUCGAUCCCAACUCCCCGGUCCGCCGCCCCUCAUUCAUCGAGCACAUGCAGCCCCUCCCCAAGGCCGAUUGGCUGUGCCUGUCCGGCCGUCUGAAUGAGGAAGCCAGCAGGUCGCUGGCUUCGAAGAUGCCCCAGCAGCUGGAUAGGCUGGAGAUCACCAGGAUGCCGGUGGGUGAUGCGGUGGGCGCCAUCCGGGCGCUGGGCAAGGAGCGGGAGGUGGGGUGGGUGGACCUCAGUCAGGUGGUGAUGGACAGAGAGAGAUAUGGCAGGGCGGAUGGCAUCGCUCAGCUGGUGGGGGCGGCGGCCGACUUGCCCGUCAUCAAGUCACUUGAGCUUCAUUUGACGGGUCAGCGCCACACACAGGACGAAAUACACAAGGGAUUGUCUCUGUGUCCUUUCAGUUCGUGAGGACCUGGCAGGCAAAGCUGAGGCCGAGUAUGUGCGUGGCAUCCUCUCAUCGCUUCUGCAGCAGCUAAGAGGCCUGCGGCGGCUGGAGAUGUACCUGCCGGACAUUUCCUGUCCGCAGGCCGUGACGGAUGGCACGACUGUCCACGGCUUCCACAUUUGAUGGAGCCGGACCGCUUCGUGGGGGCGGACGCUUACCGCCUGCCAGUAUUGAGCAGGUGAGGUGCACCAGUGUCGCUCAUUUGUCGCGUUUCAUCACCUGUGUCACUUAUCUGACCAGGUGGCCGGCGGCCUGGCCAUUGCAUCCCCUUGAGACGCUCUGGUGCAGCUGGCUGAGAGGGGAUUGUGUAGAUGACCUGUUGGCUGACGUGUGUACGGAUGGUGGGGGGCCCACCAACACGGCGGCCGGCCAUGUGUGUAGGAGGAAGGGACGUUGCAUCUGAGCGGGACUGCUGAAUGGGUGCACAGGGGGUGAUACUAUACAUACAUGCUUACAUGUUGAUGAC
Molecule: messenger RNA, 2674 nt
Organism: Vitrella brassicaformis
Lineage: Eukaryota; Vitrellaceae
Source: the annotation of a GenBank genome assembly